Messenger RNA from Diachasma alloeum, 876 nucleotides. RefSeq names its product rhomboid-related protein 3-like. NCBI's taxonomy places the organism in Eukaryota, Metazoa, Arthropoda, Insecta, Hymenoptera, Braconidae. The transcript has 3 exons. The coding region runs from base 1 to 876 and encodes 291 amino acids. Gene Ontology annotation, cellular component: membrane. The record is from RefSeq and is a predicted model, not a curated record. Gene Ontology annotation, molecular function: serine-type endopeptidase activity.
AUGAUCAAUGGACAAAAUCGAGAGGAGCCUACGGGCAUUGCUGUUUACGAUGAUGACUGGAUUGAUAGGGGAGACAUGCAGGGUGUCUUUGGGCACUACAUAAAUCGCUAUGUCCACACAAUGGUGCCGAGCAGGCCCAUCCUCUCCUCUCAAUUGAGUGUGACGUCUUUAGGGGACCUUCCCAAUGAGCAAUAUAAGGAGGAGUACAGUUGUAGACCGCCUGCAGUAGCAAUGAUCAUCAUGUCAAUUAUCGAAAUUAUUCUGUAUGUUUACGACAGAGAACUGGGUGGAGCUGCUAAUUUCUUAAUUUAUAAUCCCACAAGAAGAUACGAGGCAUGGAGAUAUGUGACUUACAUGUUUGUACAUAAAGGAAUAAUACACCUAGGUGGGAAUUUAUCGAUCCAAAUAAUGCUGGGAAUCCCCUUGGAGAUGGUGCACAAAUGGUGGCGUGUGCUAAUCAUCUACUUCGCUGGAGUAAUAGCGGGCUCCCUUGGGACAUCCGUCGCACUUCCGAAGUUCUAUCUCGCAGGUGCAUCUGGCGGUGUUUUCGCACUCAUGACAGCGCACAUUGCAACAAUCAUAAUGAACUGGAAACAAGUAAAAUUUGCUGCGCUUGAAUUUUUUGUCUUCGGUUUUAUAACGAUUCUUUACGUGAUUUCGAAUUUUCGCAAUCGUUACGUACUCCACAAACACGAUGAUAUUGCGUAUGAUGCACACAUGGCUGGUGCUGCUGCUGGAUUAUUAGUUGGAAUUAAUGUUCUUUGUAAUCUCACGGUAAAAAAGUGGGAGAAAGUGCUUUGGUGGGUUAGCAGCCUCUCUUAUACGGUUCUCAUGUCUGCUGCUAUACUCUGGAAUAUCUUUGGGAUGAAAGAGUGA